AUGGACAUCGUACCAGAGUUUGCGAUACUCGCAAGCCGGGCUAUCACAGACUAUGCGACUCAGCUGGAGGGUCUGAGGCUGAAAAACGACUGGGCUGCGGCGUAUGAGUCGGUGCUUUGGAUGGUCGAACUUGCAAGGACGUCCCCGAUUACUACACCACCAGGCCAUCUCCUACCAGAACAUAUCCUCGAUUCGCAAUUUCCUGUGUGGAGACUUUGGACGUAUUGGAAGCCGAAUGUACAGCGCAUCAGGCAUCUUGCAAGCUGUGACUGCGAGAAACUCACACUUGUGUCAGACCUCGUCGCGCUUGAAGGACCGGAUAUGAUCACAGGACAGGCAAAUACGUUAAGAGAUGGCCUGGUCGCACGAUAUGAUGGGAUAAAGAAUUUUUUGCAAUGGCGCGGGAUCAUCGUCGAAGUACCGAAUCGCACAAGAGAGAGCAUCGGCAGAGUCCUGGAAAGAGUGGCAUGUUUGCUCGAGUUGGGAGCAAAUGAUUCAGGACUCGGCCAUGUGGAGAAAAUGCUAUUCUUCAGAGAUUUUCUAGUUGCAAGACCUAUCACAACAAAAAGACUGGACAUAUUCGAGGCGACAUGUAAGAUACCGUACAAACCAGAAAACAACCUCUACGACGCUAUCCUUCAGGUGUGGGACAACCGGGACCGGCUUGGGGGGCAACACGUAAUACAUAUACAUAGUCUUCUGAGCGUUAUGGAAGACGCCAGCGCGGAAGAUCUAUGCAAUGUCACUUGGGAGGACUGGCUCCGUCUUGGCAUCGAAAACUGCAUGGAAGAGUGCCGGGAAGCUGUAUGUGCCCACAUCGACGACGGAUCAUCUUGGACGGAUCUUUUCCUCGAAUACCGUGCGUUUGGUAGGACAGUAAACGCGUUGAGGCAAUUCUGGCCCAAUAGAAAUGAAAUCAUUAUGCCAGUCAUGGAUGGGAUCGAAAGCAUUGUAGAGAUUUACAAAGCUGUGAAGGCCGAGCUGUCGAAGCCUAGAAAGACGAUGGCGGUAUCACACAUCCGGACAGCCGAUACAAAGAACACCACGAAAGAAGCCUCGGGUUUAUCGUUUCUUGUGGGAGAGGAUGAGACUCGCCACCCACUAGAGAGUUACAUCGAAGUAUUCUGCAGGGACCGCGUGCUUGGACGAGAGCCUAUGGCCACCCCCGGUGAAAGCAUUAUUGAUGCAUUAAUGCAGGUGUGGAGGUCUACCUCCAAGCCGAAUAUUGACCUCGAUCGUCGAAAACUGGCGAUCAAUGUGGCGGGAAGCGCUGUUGUCGAUUCAUCGCUAUGUGGCAGAUGUCUCACUAACGUUGAGUCUACGGGCUUGCCUGACACUUCGGUCGAAAAAUUGUCUGAUGUUAUGCACAAAGCAAACGGGAGCAUGUCGGAAGCCAUUAUCGAUCUCACUAACCUUCUUUCAAAUGGAGAAAGGUGGGCACUGUGCUGGUUCGACCUCCUGGAAUUGUGGCUCGAGGGACAGACAAAGGCCAGUGUGUUUGAAGAAGAGGAAGCACUAGAGUAUUCCCUUCGCACAAUGGGCAUCGCCCAAUGGAUCGAGUUCAUGCAGCGUAUCCAGACGAUUUUCUGCCCUGUCCAGAGGCAUUUCCGCGGCUCCGCAGUGCCACGUAUCCCACGUAUCCUUCAGCCGGCUCAUCUAUCAUGGAUAACUACAUUGUCGAAAUACACCAGUACUCUCAUAGCAUUUGAAGGUGUCGCCGGCAUUGGCUCCGAGGCUAUGCGAUGUAUCCAGACCAACCAUAUCUGUAUUCUGAGUGUCAAGGAGUGCUUAGAUGAUUUACUCAAGGCUUCUCCAGAAGCUGUUGAGAUAUGUUAUCGGAUAUGGGACGCGAAACACGAAGGGUUGGACAUACCAGGGUUGCCAUCAAAACACAUUGUAACACAGAAAGCAGUGCUUAUGUGCGUCGAAUGGUUUAGCGACGAGACAUGGACUAUGAAACUCAAAGAAGCAACAAGAUUCUGGGAAGACAUCGAAAAUGAGAUUAUAGCCGAAGCCACACGACUGGAAGGUCUUACUAAAAGCAUGAGGAAGAGAGAUCCGAAGGGCACUGCACUUCUGCUGCAGGAGCUUGGCCUCCCAAACAAUAGUCAGCUGGAUCGUGAGAUGGACGAUCUACCACCAGGAUUCAUCGACAUCGUAGAAAGAGUUGGUGAGGACGAGGCUGAGAUCAACUUUCCCCUGAAUCAUUUUACAGAUCUUCAACGAGAAGCGAUGGGUAUACCAGCCGGAGCGAAUACUUUUCUGCUGCGCCUCGUGUUUCCGAGCACGCAUAGCGAACUCUUUGAAUUCUGCGUUCAUUUCAACACAGACAAGGACCUUGACACUCUCGACCACACGACAUGCUCGACCGAUGCUCGUACGACUCGUAUGAACGUCUGCAAAACUUCACAAUCUGCAUUUACGUGGCAACUUCAAUCUAUAAUCUACACUCAAAUACAGAUUGGGAACGUCAAUAUUGCCGACCUCCACAAGCGCCUGAAGGAGAAAAUGUCUUGCCUAGGUCAAUCAUGCGUCGCAUGCGAUGUCUCGCUCCAAGCCUCGCCAAAAGCUCAAAUCAAACGAUCGGUACCCUGCGACAUGGUAGGCUGCGCAAGGCUUUGGUACGCUCUUCCCCUCGACGUGCGUAUUCCCGAGCUACGAGCGGACAUCUAUGUCGUCGACUUGAUGCUCACAUCCGUCUACGCUGCAGCCUUAACUGGGCCGAACUGA
Molecule: messenger RNA, 2730 nt
Organism: Parastagonospora nodorum SN15
Lineage: Eukaryota; Fungi; Ascomycota; Dothideomycetes; Pleosporales; Phaeosphaeriaceae
Exons: 3
Coding region: 1-2730 (909 amino acids)
Source: RefSeq, a predicted model, not a curated record